Talpa occidentalis (Iberian mole) is the source of this 4210-nucleotide messenger RNA. It is a transcript of the gene RPS6KC1, whose product is annotated as ribosomal protein S6 kinase C1. The record is from RefSeq and is a predicted model, not a curated record. Gene Ontology annotation, molecular function: phosphatidylinositol binding; ATP binding; protein kinase activity. The transcript is spliced from 15 exons. Gene Ontology annotation, cellular component: early endosome. NCBI's taxonomy places the organism in Eukaryota, Metazoa, Chordata, Mammalia, Eulipotyphla, Talpidae. Gene Ontology annotation, biological process: protein phosphorylation. The coding region runs from base 38 to 3220 and encodes 1060 amino acids.
GUACCUGGCCGGCGGCGGCUGCGGCGGCGGCGGGAGCAUGACCUCGCCCCGGGAGCGGGGCGCCGACCUGGCCCGUUUCUACACCGUCACCGAACCCCGACGACACCGCAGGGGCUACACGGUGUAUAAGGUCACCGCCCGGGUGGUUUCACGAAGAAAUCCAGAAGAUGUCCAGGAGAUAAUCGUGUGGAAGAGGUACAGUGACUUUAAGAAACUACACAAAGAAUUGUGGCAAAUUCACAAGAACUUAUUUCGGCAUUCGGAAUUGUUUCCUCCAUUUGCUAAAGGAAAAGUAUUUGGGCGAUUUGAUGAAGGUGUCAUUGAGGAGAGGAGACAGUGUGCUGAGGACCUGCUCCAGUUCUCUGCCAAUAUUCCUGCUCUUUACAGCAGUAAACAGCUUGAGGAGUUUUUCAAGGGCGGAGUCAUCCAUGAUGGUUCUGAGCUGAUCGGUCCUGCUGAAGGGUGCUCGGAUUCCCUCCUUGAUAGCGUUGCUGAGUGCAGCGCAGAAGGUUUUUCUAGCGACAGUGACCUGCUCUCUCUGACUGUCGACGUGGAGUCUCUCGCUGACUUAGAUGAUGGAAUGGCUUCCAGUCAGAAUUCUCCCAUGAGAACCUUCGGUCUCCCUCUUCUUCUGGAUGCCUCAGCACCAGGGCCUGUUGCUUCUGACAGUGACCAGACCAGAGCAGAGGACGGACUGGAGAGUCGUAGCCUCUUCCCCGGCAGCUUGAAAUCCAAGCUUGGCAAGGGAGAUUAUUUGGAGAAAGCGGGAGAAUUAAUAAAGCUGGCUUUGAAAAAGGAGGAAGACAAGGACUAUGGAGCUGCUUCUGCUUUUUACAGGAAGGGAGUGGAUCUGCUCCUCGAAGGUGUCCAAGGAGAGUCGAGCCCCACCCGGCGAGAAGCCGUCAAGAGGAGAACGGCUGAGUACCUCAUGCGGGCAGAGAGUCUGUCGGGCCUGCGCGGGAAGCCUUGCCUGGACGCCUCAGCGCAGCCCCCAGGACCACUAAGUUCAAGGCCCCCUUGGAUCCUAAGGAGCCCUGCCGAGGAGCUGAAGGCCUUCAGAGUCCUUGGGGUGAUCGACAAGGUUUUGCUUGUAAUGGACACAAGGACAGAACAGACGUUCAUUUUAAAAGGUCUGAGGAAAAGCAGUGAAUACAGCCGGAACAGAAAGACCAUCAUCCCCCGCUGUGUGCCCAACAUGGUGUGUCUGCACAAGUACAUCAUCUCGGAGGAGUCGGUGUUCCUCGUGCUGCAGCACGCCGAAGGUGGAAAACUCUGGUCAUACAUCAGCAAGUUCCUUAACAGAAGUCCAGAAGGAAGCUUUGACAUCCAGGAGGUGAAAACAUCUGCGCUUAGGAAACUGUCCCCGCAGCCGCCAGUGGGCUGCGCCCAGGGCGGCAGCAGCUUGGAGUCCAGAGCCAGCGAAGGGGGCAGCACACCUCUGGCUCUGCCUCUGAGGGCAAGCCUGACCCCCAGCUCCCAGGACAGCAUCCACGACGAGGACGGCCAGGGUGGGUCUCCUGGGUGGCCUGAUUCCGGCUCUAGCUCGGAAGAGGAGUGCACGACUAGUUACCUCACUUUAUGCAAUGAGUACGGGCAAGAAAAGAUCGACCCGGGGUCCCUGAACGAGGAGCUUUUCAUGACGACCGAAGGGGACGAGGUGGACCCCAGAGCUGUGGGGAGUGCCAGAGCACCCCUUGCUGCUGCCGGCGACAGCCCCUGCAGAAGGAGGCGAGCCCAGGCGCUGCAGGGGCUCCCGAGGGAGGGCGAGCCGGCCACUAUCAGUUGUUCCAGAACUUCAGAUUCCCUCAGUCGGUCUAAGAACAGUCCCAUGGAAUUCUUCAGGAUCGACAGUAAGGACAGCACAAGCGAACUCCUAGGACUUGACUUUGGGGACAAAUUGUACAGUCUGAAGUCAGAGCCUUUGAAGCCGCUGUUUCCUCUCUCGGAUGGAGACUGCGCCUCCCACGGCUUUGACGCGGGGGAGCACGGAGCCAGGCUGACGGCGCAGGACACCAUCAGCAGGGGCUCAGAGGACUCUGUCCCUGUCAUUUCUUUUGAAGAAGCUGCGUUUGAUGAUGUCAGUGGUGCUGAUGAAGGAAGACCCGACCUUCUUGUAAAUCUCCCUGGUGAGUCGGAGGCACCCAAAGCUGGUGCAGCCGCGGGACCGACGGUGUUCUCACCCACGCAGGCUGGCCUGGUGGAAAGUAAACUCCUGGAAGCCCCUGAUGUUCUAUGCCUCCGACUAAGCCCUGAGCAGGGCCGGGCUCCUGAAGGGGCCAAGGAACUGUGGGACCCAGCCAAGCCCAGAGCCCAGAGCCUGGCUGAGAAACACAUUGCCCAGGGCCAGCUGGGGAUGGUAUUUGUGACAGCUGUUGAUCAAGGUGGUUCAGGGGACGAGUCUUUGUUGUGGGCCUCUGAACCUGAGUCCCAAGGGCCUGAGUCGGCAGGGACUGCAAAGAGCAUGGAGGACAGCUCAGUCCAGAUUUCUCACCGGCUCUUGGAAACUAGUGAGUGUGGCGCCGACGCAGACACUGUACACACAGAAGAAGUGUUGCUGUUUACAGAUCAAACUGAUGAUGUGGCUAAGGAGGAGCCGACUCUAUUUCUGAGAGACACUCAGUGCAAGGGGGAGAGUGGCUUAGUUCUAGAAGGCGACAAGGAGAUACAUCAGAUUUUUGAGGACCUCGAUAAAAAAUUAGCACUGAACUCCAGGCUCUCCAUCCCGGAGGGCUGCAUCCAGAGGUGGGCAGCUGAGAUGGUGGUGGCCCUUGACGCCUUGCACAGAGAGGGGAUCGUGUGCCGAGACUUGAACCCCGACAACAUCCUAUUGAAUGAUAGAGGACACAUUCAGCUGACGUAUUUUAGCAGGUGGAGCGAGGUGGAAGAUUCCUGUGACACCGCCGCCAUGGAGAGGAUGUACUGCGCCCCAGAGGUUGGAGCCAUCACGGAAGAAACAGAAGCUUGCGACUGGUGGAGCUUGGGUGCUGUCCUCUUCGAGCUGCUCACUGGCAAAACUCUGGUGGAGUGCCAUCCGGCUGGGAUAAAUACCCACACUACUUUGAACAUGCCAGAAUGUGUCUCCGAAGAGGCGCGCUCACUCAUCCAACAGCUCUUGCAGUUCAAUCCUGUGGAGCGUCUUGGUGCUGGAGUCGCUGGGGUUGAAGAUAUCAAAUCUCAUCCGUUUUUCACCCCUGUGGAUUGGGCAGAGCUGAUGAGGUGAACACUGGUGGGUCAACUGCACACCUGCUGGCCGUCUUGGGAGUGGUGUCCAUCCAGAGGCCACAGCCAUGCUGUCCCUGAUGGAGCUCGAAGCAUCAGGCUGGUGUAGACCUAAGAGGAAAUGGCAGGAAAAGGCCGAGGGAGAACAAUUCCUUUGAAUUACUGUCUGGGGCUGUUAAAUGCAGACUUUUAACCAAGGCGUGGUCUUCAUGUCGCCUGCACUUAGUUAGGUCUGCAGAUGAGUCGUACACCCAGCUGACAGGGCAGCUGCCUGUGAGGCCUGAAGAACUUCCCCUGCUGUGACGCUCCAUGUAGACCUUGCAGCUCCUGUGCUAUGCUGACCAGGACUGGCUCCUACGGGCAAAGCAACGUCUGCUGGAUCCAGAACAGGGAAGGUGAGGGCCGCGGCCUGUGCCAUGUGUGGGCUGAGGCUGGGCGAGGAGGAGACACUUCUGUCAUCGGUUUUGCACUGUGUGAGUUGCCUGCGCUCCAGAGGCUUCCUAUAGACACCCUCUCUCCAGCCUCCUCGCCCCAUUUCCUGCGCCCCGUGCCUGUGUGCUCAGAUUCUGUUCUUCCUGCCCCUACGAAACAUGCAGCAAAAGGGAGGGGUAUUUAGCUUCCUAACUUGUACCAACUUAAUAAGGACUAAGAAAUCAUGAUGUAAAAUAAAUGUAGUGAAAAUUGAAAUCUCAUUUGUCACCUUUUUUUCCCUCCAGUAAGUUCUAUCCUCUCUCACUAGGCAGUGUUCACAGCUGCCGCUGGCCCCUUGGCUUUGUGAUAGUUUUUGGUCUGGUGUAAGAAGGCCCAAGGGGCUGUACCUAAGUGCUAACUGGGGUUAGGUGGCAAGCCCACACUACAAGAGGAAUAGAACUGCUGGACCUCCAGAUGGAUUUCCUAACACUUGAGUGCUCUGGGUACAGUCAGAAGGGCGGAAGGGUGAGAGAAUUCACCAGAGCCAGAGCGGGGAGCAGAGCAGGCAGAAGGACCGAGG